AUGUCGCAAAGUAUUGUUUUCUUCGCCAUUACCACUACUCUUUCUGUGUUAGAAUCAAUCCCUACUUCAUACUACCAGACUUUUGUGUUGGAAGAGAAAUUUGGAUUUAACAAGACAACAUUGAAAGUUUGGCUCACUGAUAUGGUCAAGUCUCUUCUCCUCACCAUCACUUUGGGAUCGCCUUUCUUGUAUGCCUUCUUAAAGAUUAUCGAGGUUUACGGCGUUUCUUUCGUUUCCUACGCCUGUGGGUUGGUGUUGUUUGCCCAAUUGUUCUUCAUGACCAUUGCACCCUCAUUCAUCCUUCCUCUUUUCUACAAAUUCAGUCCCCUCGAGGAUGGCGAGUUAAAGACCGAGAUUGAGGCGUUGGCAAAAAGAAACGAAUUCCCACUCAAAGAAUUGAGCGUCAUGGAUGGAUCCACUAGAAGUGCACACUCAAAUGCAUUUUUCGUUGGCUUGCCCUGGAGCAAAAAGAUUGUCCUCUACGACACAUUGAUUGAACACAACACCACCCCCGAAACUGUGGCUGUGUUAGCCCAUGAGAUUGGUCACUGGAAGCUCAAUCAUUUGGCUCAACUGAUGGUGGCUACUCAGGGAACCUUGGCUUUCACAUUCAUCCUCUUCUCCGCUUUCCUUGGCAACAGAGCAAUUUUCCACUCUUUUGGUUUCCACGGUGUUUAUCCUCCCUUUAUUGCCUUCACUUUGUUUUCAUAUGUCAGCUCUCCUUUGAACUGUCUCUUCCAAUUUGGUUUGAACGUUUUGUCCAGAAAGAACGAGUACCAAGCAGAUCAGUAUGCUCUUGAACAGGGUCACUCUGACAGCUUGGCUUAUUCUUUGAUCAAACUCACUACCGAGAAUUUGGGAACGAUUGACAGUGACUGGUUGUAUUCUGCCUACAACCACUCACAUCCUAUUUUGGCCGACCGAUUAUCAAACUUAGGUUAUGUGUCAAAGGAGAAGGUUGGCGAUGUGAAGAUUGCUGGUGCAGAAAAGCAGGAUUAA
Australozyma saopauloensis is the source of this 999-nucleotide messenger RNA. It is a transcript of the gene STE24, whose product is annotated as zinc metalloprotease. The transcript has a single exon. Gene Ontology annotation, cellular component: endoplasmic reticulum membrane. Lineage: Eukaryota; Fungi; Ascomycota; Pichiomycetes; Serinales; Metschnikowiaceae. Gene Ontology annotation, molecular function: metalloendopeptidase activity. The record is from RefSeq and is a predicted model, not a curated record. The coding region runs from base 1 to 999 and encodes 332 amino acids. Gene Ontology annotation, biological process: CAAX-box protein processing.